Messenger RNA from Leptopilina heterotoma, 1800 nucleotides. Its product is annotated as UDP-glucosyltransferase 2-like. The record is from RefSeq and is a predicted model, not a curated record. The coding region runs from base 112 to 1704 and encodes 530 amino acids. NCBI's taxonomy places the organism in Eukaryota, Metazoa, Arthropoda, Insecta, Hymenoptera, Figitidae. The transcript has 5 exons. Gene Ontology annotation, molecular function: UDP-glycosyltransferase activity.
UUUUGUUAUACCAAGUACUUGAUCAGUUUAACAUUACAACUCUAAUCAUACAAAUAUAAAUUUUUUCUCCUCCCUCUGCCCAAUCGAACUUAAUAAUUUUUCCCUUCAAAGAUGAAUUUAAUUUCAUCUUUUAUUUUUUUCUGCUCAUUUUUUAUAAUAAACGGAAUAGGCAGUGACGGUUAUCGAAUUUUGGCAGUAUUUCCGUUUAAUUCGCGAAGUCAUAAUAAUAUUUUUGAAGGUGUAACGAAAGCAUUGGCGAAAAAUGGACAUCAAGUCGAUGUUGUCUCGCAUUUUAAAGUGAAGAAUCCCCCGAAAAAUUAUAAAACAAUUAUUAAUUUAGAAGGAACGAGGGGAAAUUUAGUGAAUAAUUUUUCUGUUCAAUUUGCCGAUUAUAUUCAGGGUUCGAUAAUAAAAACCAUUUCUGAAUUAUAUGGAAAUGAACUUUGCGAAUUGAUGGGCCUAGAAGAGAUGAAAAAAUUGGUUAAAAAUCCUUCACGCGAUCCACCUUAUGAUCUUUUUAUUACCGAGGCAUGGACAUCACCAUGCUUCAUUGGAAUAGGGCAUCUUUUUAAAAUACCAGUGAUUACAAUAUCGUCAACAAUGGAAUUGCCGUGGUACAACGAAGCACUUGGAAAUCCUAAUUCCUUAGCAUAUGUUGCGAAUGCCUACAUGGAUUUAUCUGAAAUUACAACAUUUUGGGAACGUUUGAAAAAUGUUAUUAAAUUACAUCAGACGAAAUAUGAAUUCUACAAGUAUACAGGAAAAGCUCAAACGGAAGCUAUGAGAAAAUAUUUGGAUCCCAAUACACCGGAUGUACGAGAAUUGGAGAAAACCGUUGCUCUCACAUUUAUAAAUUCAUUUUACACUUAUAAUGGCGUGAAAAGUAAAACACCAGCGGCAAUUGACAUUGGCGGAAUUCACAUCGAGCAAGACGAUAAACAAUUAGCUCCUGACCUACAAAAAUGGAUGGACGAAAGUAGCCAUGGUGUUAUUUAUUUCACUUUAGGAUCGAUGGUUUUGAUAGAAACACUUCCAAAGGAAACAAUUUUGUCAAUUUAUGCGGCUUUUGAAAAAUUAGCGCCAAUGAGGGUUCUAAUGAAGGUCGCGAAUAAGGAAAAACUACCACCUGGACUUCCCAGCAACGUUCUUACUUCCAAUUGGGUUCCUCAAAUUCCCAUUCUACGACACAAUAAUACGCGAGUAUUUAUGACACAUGGAGGUCCUCUGUCGACUACAGAAUCACUUUAUCAUAACGUUCCUAUGAUUGGAUUUCCGCUGUUCGCUGAUCAGUUCCCUAAUGUUCAUCUUUUGGUGAAAAAAAAUACUGCAAUUUUGAUGGAUUACAAAACAGUAACAGAAGAGUUGUUGACUAAAGCUUUGAAUGCUGUCAUACAUGAUCCUAUUUACAGAGAAUCGGCAAAACGUGAAUCUCAACUAUUUCGCGACAGACCAUUGACAGCGAGUCAAACUGUCAAUUUUUGGGUAGAAUAUGUAAUUCGAAAUGGACCAAAUGUGUUAAGAUCACCUGCAGCCGAUUUGUAUUGGUGGCAAGAUGAGCUCCUCGAUGUUUACGGAUUUUUAGCGCUUUGCUUUUUAAUAAUUCUGGCAAUAAUAAUUAAGACUCUAAUAUUUAUCGUGAAUCAAGUUUUAGAACUUUCCGUACCUUCGAAUACAAAAAGCAGCAAAAGUUUUAAAAAAGAUUAAAAAUAAUUUAGAUUCACAGAAAUAAAAUAAUAGGUAGGAUAAUUACUAUUUAUAAUUAACUUAUUCAUUUACAAUUUUUAUCUUCUCCUUUUAUUC